Messenger RNA from Protobothrops mucrosquamatus (brown spotted pit viper), 1147 nucleotides. It is a transcript of the gene NFKBIE, whose product is annotated as NFKB inhibitor epsilon. Lineage: Eukaryota; Metazoa; Chordata; Lepidosauria; Squamata; Viperidae. The record is from RefSeq and is a predicted model, not a curated record. The coding region runs from base 1 to 1140 and encodes 379 amino acids. The transcript has 6 exons. Gene Ontology annotation, molecular function: protein binding.
AUGUCGGAGAUCCGGAGCUACGGGGAGAAGAAAGAGAUGCUGCUGGAAGGUGGCGGCGGCGGAGGCGGCGCGUACCUGGAAGAAGGGCAGUGCGACUCGGGUGUCGAUUGUAUCCGUUCACUGCACGGCCAGCCUGGGGAAGCGGAGCCCCGGUCCCCGGCGGCCGGAAGGAUCCCGUUGGAUAAAAUCCCCGGAUCUCCCAGUCAAGGCAAAGAGGAACCGGCAGACGACAGACUUGAUUCGAGUUACGGCUCUUCGUCUAUUGUGGAGUCCUUAACUGGGCUGCAAGGGGAGCCUAACCCCGAGAAGGAGGAGGAUAACGAGGAGGAGGAGGAGGAGAGGCUCAGGCAGCAACUGCUGGAGAUCCUUGCUUUCCUAUCCGAGGACGGAGACACGUUACUGCACCUGGCAAUCAUCCACUGUAUGCCAUCUAUCGCAUUCUGCUGCAUUGCCCAAAUGCCCGUGGAGGUUUUGGAAUUCCAGAAUGAUUUGUUCCAAACUCCGCUUCACUUGUCUGUGUAUUUGGAGCAGUUCGAAGUGGUGAAAGCACUCAUUCUGAAAGGGGUGAACACGGCACUGCAGGACCGCAAUGGGAAUACUGCUCUGCACUUGGCCUGUGAGCAGCAGAGUCUGGAAUGUGUUGAGCUGUUGCUGCCUCUGAAGAAACCAGUUUCUGAUAUGCAGACUAGAAAAAGUCUACAAGAUCUGCAGCUCCAGAAUUGGCAAGGCUUAUCGUGUCUUCACAUCAGCACCUUGAAAGGUAACCUUCACUUGAUAGCAUUGCUGGUGCAGAAUGGAGCUGACAUUAAUGUACAGGAUGGCACAAGUGGAAAGACACCCCUACAUCUGGCAGUGGAGAAUCAUGAUGAGAUGGCUGUGAGGCAACUCCUGCGAUUGGGGGCCCAGGUGGAUUCACAGAUGUACAAUGGCUGCACCCCACUGCAUCUGGCUGUGGGCAGGAACGAUGCUGCCAUUGCUGCAAUCCUCUGCCAUUCGGGAGCAGAUACCUUAUUGCGGAAUAUGGAAAAUGAGACAGCUCAAGAUCUGGCAGAUGGCAAUAAUGAUAUCCUUACACUUUUGCCUUUUGAUGACCUGAAGAUCUCCGGAAAGCCUGUGAUGUGCUCCAGCCGAACAUCCUAACAUCUAA